This is a messenger RNA of Ricinus communis (castor bean), 2551 nucleotides long. RefSeq names its product pentatricopeptide repeat-containing protein At1g79080, chloroplastic. Bases 512 to 2215 code for a protein of 567 amino acids. Gene Ontology annotation, molecular function: protein binding. The record is from RefSeq and is a predicted model, not a curated record. Lineage: Eukaryota; Viridiplantae; Streptophyta; Magnoliopsida; Malpighiales; Euphorbiaceae. The transcript has a single exon.
UUUGGAUAAGUAGAAAAGCAAUUACCGAUUGGACGCGACUGCACUGGCCUAAAAGGAAUCCGACUACAUUACAUCUCCUGCUCAAAAAUUACAGGUAUGAAUGUGUUAGUGCAGUACAACGCUGUUUGUUAGCUCGGGGUCUCAAAUUUUUCUACUCCAACUCUUCCUAUUCGAGAAAAGAAUCGACUUUUGGUUGAUAAAAGCAAGCAGGCCAUACUCGCUGUAUGUUAUCUAUUCUGUCUCCUUCUAGAUACAAUCUAUAUAUUGAACGUGUAAUAUCAGAUGCCACUCUUGUUUUUUCACAUUUCUCUAUCCUCUUUAUCAUCAGUAGCACUUGGGUAGCACUCCAUUCUCUUAUUUAUGCUCAUCCCGGAAAUUUCAAGUGUUAGGGAAACCUAGCUUUUCUGAAUUCUUCUCCUUUGUCAAUGCUUGGGAUUAAAAGGUGAAAUCUUUCUUUGUUUUUGGUCUGAAAGAGAUUAGGAUUCUGUGGGUCUAUAAUUGUGCUAGGCCAAUGGCAAGUUUGGUGCAUUCAGUAUCUCCUUUAACAAACCCAUUUACAGAGGCAGCAAGGAUUGCUUGUGGUUUCUUUUCCCAUAUACCAAAUCUUCAUUCUUUCUCGCUCAAUAAGGAUUUCACUAGAGUUUUGGCUUCUACCCAGAUCACAAUUUCUCCCAAGGAUUCUGUUAUUACAUUACCUAAUUGGAGGUCUGGUAAGAAUGACCAGAGAAAUAGGGAUAUGAGGAUCAGUGAUGCAUUUUUCCAUCUAGAGCAUAUUGUAAAAAAUGGUCACAAGCCUGAUGUUGUUCAGGCAACUCAGCUAUUGUAUGAUUUGUGCAAAUCGAAUAAGAUGAAGAAAGCAAUAAGAGUGAUGGAAAUGAUGAUUAGUUGUGGUAUUAUUCCUGAUGCUGCUUCAUAUACUUUUUUGGUGAACCAUUUGUGCAAGAGAGGGAAUGUGGGGUAUGCUAUGCAGUUAGUGGAAAAAAUGGAAGAUUCUGGCUAUCCAGCCAACACUGUUACCUAUAAUACCCUGGUCAAAGGCCUCUGCAUGCAUGGAAACUUGAAUAAAAGCUUACAGUUUCUGGACAGGUUGAUGCAGAAGGGACUGGUCCCGAAUGCAUUUACUUAUUCAUCUUUGCUUGAAGCAGCUUAUAAGGAGAGGGGAGUCAAUGAAGCAAUGAGGCUUCUAGAUGAGAUAAUUGCAAAGGGUGGACAGCCUAACUUGGUUAGUUACAAUGUUCUGUUAACUGGACUGUGCAAAGAAGGAAGGAUUGAAGAGGCGAUUCGACUCUUUAAGAAUUUGCCUUCAAAGGGCUUCAGUCCAAAUGUGGUAAGCUAUAAUAUUCUGCUAAGGAGCCUAUGCUAUGAAGGGCGAUGGGAGGAAGCAAAUGAGCUUCUAGCUGAGAUGAAUGGUAGGGAGCGCUCCCCAUCCAUCGUUACCUAUAAUAUACUAAUCGGUUCACUGGCUUUCCAUGGAAAGAUAGAGCAAGCUCUUCAGGUUAUUGAUGAAAUGAUGAUGGGACCAUUUAAGCCUACUGCUACGAGCUACAACCCUAUAAUUGCUCGGCUUUGCAAAGAGGGGAAGGUGGAAGCUGUAGUUAAUUGUCUAGACCAAAUGAUUUUUGGUCGCUGUAGUCCCAAUGAGGGAACAUUCAAUGCCAUCGCAGUGCUGUGCUAUGAGGGUAAGGUACAAGAAGCAUUCUCCUUAAUUCAAAGCUUGGGAAAUAAGCAAAAUUCCUCCAUCCAUGACUAUUACAAAGGUGUGGUCUCAUGCUUGUGUAAAAAAGGGAACACAUAUCCAGCAUUUCUACUGUUGUAUGAGAUGACGAAGUAUGGAUUUACUCCUGAUUCUUACACAUAUUCAUCUCUGAUUAGAGGGUUGUGUAUUGAGGGCAUGCUGUAUGAGGCAGCGGAGAUUUUCAAGUUAUUGGAAGAAGAUCAUUAUAGGCCUGAUAUUGACAAUUUCAAUGCUCUAAUACUAGGAUUUUGCAAAUCUCACAGAACGGAUUUAUCGUUGGAGGUUUUCGAAAUGAUGAUUGAGAAGGGGUACACGCCUAGCGAGACGACUUAUACUAUUUUAGUAGAAGGCAUAAUUCACGAAGAGGAAAAGGAGUUGGCAGCGGAAGUUCUGCGAGAGUUACAUCUGAGACAAGUCAUGAGUCAGAGUACAGUUGAAAGGCUUAUUAUGCAAUAUGACCUGGAGGGUGCACCAGUUUAAAACAAUGCCAGAGCUCGAAGAGUAAGAAAUACGGAUUGAUAAUCCCAGUGCGAACGCUCUCAAAGAAAAAUUGAAAUUGUCACUCUUCAGAUUGAGAGCCACCCUAACUCAUAAAGUUAUCCAGAGGUCUGAAAGGGGUAGUUUUCUCUAUUUGCCUCACCUGGUUACUGUGCCAAGAUGUGCAUAUAAUUGAUUGUCUAUGCCUUCAGAUGAUAUGUAAUACAUAUUAUUCAUUUUGGUUACGAAGUUUAGCAAUCUCGAAGAUUCUUGAAAAUACUUGUACUAGAGUUUCUUUCUCACAGAAUCCACUUUAUAAAUAAUCCUUGUUCUCCUUUC